AUGACGCAUGGUGUGCUUCGGCUCCCCUGGGGACACCUGACAGUAACUCUGACCAUGAUCCUGAUGGUGCUGAGCCCUCCUCUGGCUUUGUCCAGGGACAACCAACCGCGUUUCCUGGAACAGGGUAAGGCUGAGUGUCACUUCACCAACGGGACGGAGCGGGUGCGGUUCCUGGACAGAUACAUCCAUAACCGGGAGGAGUACGUGCGCUUCGACAGCGACCUGGGGAAGUUGGUGGCGGUGACGGAGCUGGGGCGGCCGAAUACUGAGUACGGGAACCGCCGGGAGGACUACCUGGAGCAGGCGAGGGCCGCUGUGGACACGGUGUGCAGACACAACUACGGGAUUUUUGAGAGCUUCACGGUGCAGCGGAGAGUGGAGCCUCUGGUGACUGUGUAUCCUUCAAAGACUGAGCCCCUGAAACACCACACCCUCCUGGUCUGCUCUGUGAAUGGCUUCUAUCCAGGCCACAUUGAAGUCAGAUGGUUCCGCAAUGGCCAGGAAGAGGAGGCUGGGGUUGUCUCCACAGGCCUGAUCCAGAAUGGAGACUGGACCUUCCAGACCCUGGUGAUGCUUGAAACCAUUCCUCAGAGUGGAGAGGUUUACACCUGCCACGUGGAGCACCCAAGCCUGACGAGCCCCAUCACAGUGGAAUGGAGAGCACAAUCUGAAUCUGCACAGAGCAAGAUGCUGAGUGGAAUCGGGGGCUUUGUUCUGGGUCUGCUCUUCCUCGGGGCGGGGCUGUUCAUCUACGUCAGGAAUCAGAAAGGACACUCUGGACUUCAGCCAACAGGUAGUGUACUUCUAUCCUUUUUUAGAGCUGGAUUUGGUUCUCUUUAA
Molecule: messenger RNA, 840 nt
Organism: Chrysochloris asiatica (Cape golden mole)
Lineage: Eukaryota; Metazoa; Chordata; Mammalia; Afrosoricida; Chrysochloridae
Product: HLA class II histocompatibility antigen, DRB1-4 beta chain-like
Exons: 6
Coding region: 1-840 (279 amino acids)
Biological process (GO): immunoglobulin production involved in immunoglobulin-mediated immune response; peptide antigen assembly with MHC class II protein complex; immune response
Cellular component (GO): late endosome membrane; lysosomal membrane; MHC class II protein complex
Molecular function (GO): MHC class II protein complex binding
Source: RefSeq, a predicted model, not a curated record